This is a messenger RNA of Diuraphis noxia (Russian wheat aphid), 2848 nucleotides long. Its product is annotated as IQ motif and ubiquitin-like domain-containing protein. The record is from RefSeq and is a predicted model, not a curated record. NCBI's taxonomy places the organism in Eukaryota, Metazoa, Arthropoda, Insecta, Hemiptera, Aphididae. Gene Ontology annotation, biological process: flagellated sperm motility; cilium assembly. Gene Ontology annotation, cellular component: acrosomal vesicle; motile cilium.
AUAUAACACUCACUAUUAUAAUGCCGGAUGAAAUGCCUCAAAGUCUUGAUAUGAAAACCGAAAAUUACUGUGGUAAUGAGAUUGUGACUGUCAAGUUCCGUACGGAUGCAAACGAAACCCUGACGCAGGCGUUCAACCUAAAUACCGACAUUGGUGCGCUUAGGUCGCACCUGUACCAGACACUGAACAUGGACCCGAACCGAAUAGUUAUUGAACGCGAAGAAACAGGAGUAGUGUUGCGUUUGCCUCAUGACGGGCAGACGCUCAAGGAGCUCGGGGCGACGUCUUUGGGCAUUUUUGAACUAUACUUGAGGGGUGACGGCAUACAGCUUCCCAAGCCACCCGCGUACUACUUGCCAGCAGUGGACGUCAUCACAGUAGACGUUAACCACAGGAGACUCGUGGUGGAAAUCGAACGGUGUGGAGGGGUGGAAGGCCGUAAGCGGUGGCUGGGUGGGUACCGGGACAAGCGGACCGGCAAGACAUACUUCCAUGCGGCCGCGCAGACUGAUCCCAAGGCUGUCACGACCGAUGCGCCCGUUGUCCACCGGGUGGACGGCCGGACGCAGACUUGCAUCGACAGAGCGGUGGGCCGGGCGACGAGCCGACCGGCGUGGACGCAGACCGACAGCGAUGACUACAGCGGCAGUUUCGGAUACACGGAUGGCAAGUGGGUGAGGCCGAGGCGUUACCACAGUUACCAGUCGUGGUUACAAGAAGAUCACGUUCUAAGCAGCGUGCUCAAGAUACAGCGAGCAUUCAGGAGAACUUUGGCGGCACGAAAGAGACGGCGUGUAGCGGCCGCAGCCGAAGCUGAAGCGAAAAAUGAUGACGAUCAACGGCGGAUGCUGCGGCAGCGGCAGUCCCGCAGCAUGACGUCGGGACCGGACGSUGGUGCGGCUGCGGUGACGACAUCGGCUCUUGAAUCCAAGCAGCAGCACUUCUAUUCGCUGUACACGAUGAUCGGAAAGUGGUGGAAGAAGGAGCGGCAGCGGGUCAAGGAGAUCGAAGUUGAAAAUGCUAGGAAGGCGGCGCAGAUGAACCUGCUUAAGAAGGAGAUCAAGUUCUUGCUGGAGGUGGAGAAACAGCGGUCAGAGCUCAAGUACGAACUGACCAAGCAUGACGACGUGACAUUCCUGAACAAGACGUCCAAGCCGAAGAUGUUCAAGAACAAAUCGGGUAAGCUGCUUACCGUGGACACAGUGGGCAACCAGAAGGCCCGGGCGCUAAAGGAGAUCUAUGCGAAAAUAGUUAUUCCGUGUGACGGCGUUAACCGGGCCGAAGCGCUCGACGAGCUGCAUGCAGCAGUGUCCGGGUCGUGCUACAAGUAUAAGGAACAUUUUCUGGCGGCCGUGGCGAUGGAAAAGGGCCUGGCCGACAUGGGUGCGGAUGCGGACAGCUUGCGGUCAGCGCGAUCCCGCGUUGAGCAGAUGUUCCGGCACUACAUCCGGCAGCCGGACGUGAAUCCGGAAGCGGAUUCUUACUACCGGCCUACCGAGAAGCGCGUGCUCAACGUGUACACGUGUAUCCGGUGCAAACGCAACCUGGCGGCCACCGACUUCUCGCUGGAGAGUCGCGUGAACCGGACCAAUGUGUGCGCCAGCUGCGAGUGGACCGAACAGGUGGGACACAAGCGCAUCGACAUGGCCCCAUACCGGCGUAUGUUAAAGGCGCUCCGGCACGACGAGAUGCAGAAAGCUGCGUACGGGUCCGAGUGUUUCCUGAUGCAGCCCACCGAGGUAUACCGGCUAGUGUCCGUCGUGUGGCGUGAAAAGUCGGCCGUCGGCGAGUCGAGUCAGCUCAACGGACUCCGGCUGGUCCGGUGGCGUCCUCACGAGCCCUGGUCGCCGUGGAACUGCGUGCUGCUGACCAGAGCCGAGGCGGAGGCACACUGUCGGCUGGACGGCGACCCAGCCGACUGCUACGACGAGCAGUUUGUCCGGUCCGUCACCAACAGGCAUCUGAUGGCCAGAUUGCAGUUCAGCAAUCUGGUGCAAGCAGUCAACCACCGGACCGCCGACAAGGCGAAACCACUGUCCAAACAUUGGAAAACCGUCGCUGAUCGUUUCAACAUCAAGACGCAUAAUUAGACGUAACCACGAACGCCAGCACUGAUCCUCUGGAUUAGUCCGUGUUGAUAGUAUUGGACCGUAAUAUUUUUCAAGUAUAUUCGAAGCAUUUAGAAUUAUGAUGAUCUCACGAUACAGGGACCAGACGUUUUAUAUAAUUAAUUCCAUUAUACACGAAAUAGAUAUAGUUUGUAGGUAGCACAUAAUUUAGGCAUAUAUCACCUAAAUAGGCAAUUAUAGUGAUUUCAUUUCCAUUUUUAUUUGUUUAAUGGAUGAGAGAACCAUCAUAUUAUGAAAUACAAUUUUAAAAUAUAUCUCUACAGACCAAUUGCGUCUAAAAAUCAAGACUGAAUGAUGGGUUAAUAUAUGGAUUUGAGUGUAGUUGGAAUUUCAUUUUUUUACUUGUAGGGGCAUUAUAUAUUUAAAUGAAACAAGCCGUUGUGGAGCUCAACCCCCCCCCCACUCCUUUCGUUGAAAUACCUUUAAAAAAAUUUUUACCCGUUUUCCUAUACUUAAUUUAUUAUAAUAUAUAAUACAUCUAUUAUUAAGUUAUUCGUGUUAAAAUAAAUUACAACAUUUAGGUACAUAUUGUCAGAUAUUCGCAUUUUAAAGUAGUCAAACACGGAUCUUUAUAAAUGGCGAUCAUUGAUUAGAGAUAACAAUUAGUCAAAAGCUGUCAAAAAAAAAAAAAAAAGAAUGUAUCAUACUUAAUAUCUUAGUCAGGCAGUCUAUUACUCAAAAAAUUGCUCAAUUUGUUUAAAUAAAGUAAACUGACAUGU